AGCAGCUCACGUACACGGGCUCCAAGUACGAUGCGAGAUUGCUCGAGGACUUGUUUCGCGAGCAGUACGGCAACGGCUCGCUCCUCGACACUCCAGCCAGACCCUUCUGCUUCAUGACCUCCACCCUCGCCUCUGUUGUCCCAGCUCAGCCCUUCAUCUGGCGCAACUACGCGUAUCCUCUUGACGCCUGCUCGCGCUACCCGGGAACGUGCGACGCUUCUCUCGUUACCGCACUGCGAGCGACCUCUGCGGCACCCAGCUACUUCGACGAUGUCCAGCACGAGCUGGGAAGGCACCUGGACGGAGGAUGCGUUGCCAACAACCCUGCGGCCAUUGGGAUACACGAAGCCAAGUGUCUGUUCCCCAACACACCCAUCGAGUGUGUGGUAUCGCUUGCUACAGGUUCCCCUCCUGUCCGGGCGCUUCCUGGAGCAGGAGUUGGAUGGCAGGGGGUCUUGAAUACAGUAAUCUACAGCGCCAGCAGCGUGUCGAGAAUCGCUGACUGUCUGGAAGACGCGAUGGCGGAGGGAAGUUACUACCGCUUCUCGCCCGAGGGGGAUGCGUUUGACGUUCCGCUGGACCAGACGAACCGAGGGAAGAUAGAAGAGCUGCAGGGAGCGACGCAUCAGUACAUCAGCAUGCAGGCCUCCAAGUUCCACUCGCUCGCUCACAAGCUGCUCCUGCCUCGCAGAUGAAGUAGAAACAUAAGAUGGUAACAUGUGCAGUAAAACGAUACACCUG
Guillardia theta CCMP2712 is the source of this 741-nucleotide messenger RNA. RefSeq lists its product as hypothetical. Gene Ontology annotation, molecular function: glycerophospholipase activity. The transcript is spliced from 5 exons. Gene Ontology annotation, cellular component: membrane. The coding region runs from base 114 to 695 and encodes 193 amino acids. NCBI's taxonomy places the organism in Eukaryota, Cryptophyceae, Pyrenomonadales, Geminigeraceae. Gene Ontology annotation, biological process: fatty acid metabolic process. The record is from RefSeq and is a predicted model, not a curated record.